Messenger RNA from Medicago truncatula (barrel medic), 824 nucleotides. Its product is annotated as kunitz-type trypsin inhibitor-like 1 protein. The transcript has a single exon. NCBI's taxonomy places the organism in Eukaryota, Viridiplantae, Streptophyta, Magnoliopsida, Fabales, Fabaceae. The coding region runs from base 57 to 710 and encodes 217 amino acids. The record is from RefSeq and is a predicted model, not a curated record. Gene Ontology annotation, molecular function: endopeptidase inhibitor activity.
GUAAUUGAUCAAACCAUCAAAACACAUACACAAUAUUCAUACUCAUUAAGCAAACCAUGAGUCCCGUUUUAUCCCUAACCCUUUCUUUCUUCCUUUUUACUUUCAUCACCAAUCUCUCACCAAACAACGCUGUUCAACCAGUAUUUGACAAACAUGGUAACCCUCUUACCCCUGGUAACCAAUACUACAUUUUACCAGCAAGUGAUAACCCUAGCAGUGGAGGACUAACCCUAGACAAAGUUGGUGAUUCAGUGUGUCCACUAACUGUCCUACAAAAUAAUGCUGUAACUGGUUUACCAGUUAAAUUCACCAUACUAGAAAACAGCACUAGUAACAUCGUUACCGGUACCGAUCUUGAGAUCGAGUUCAUUAACAAGCCAGAUUGUGCUGAAUCUUCCAAAUGGUUGAUGGUUGUUGAUCAUGUCACUCAACUAAGUUUUGUUGGUAUUGGUGGUCCUGCAAACUAUCCUGGUGUAGAAUUAAUUAGUGGAAAAUUUUUAAUUUUGAAACAUGGAUCUGGUAAUGCUUAUAGGGUUGGAUUUUGUUUGGAUACAACAGGUGAUUGUGCUUAUCUUGGAUUACAAGAGUUUAAUUCUGGUGAAGGUGGAUCACGUUUGAUUUUGACUGCAAUUAAUGCUUAUUCUGUUGUAUUUGUUGAUGCUGCUUCUAUUAAAUCUGGAAAUAGUGCAAAUAGUGCAUUACCUAUUUAGUAUGGGUUUUAAUGAAUAAGUGGAGUAAUUGUAUUUAUUCCUUUCUUAUGAUGAAUAAUUGUACUUGUUUUGAUCAAAGAAGUUGAUCUUGUAUUCCAUUAUCCUAUCUUUUUA